CGAUUGGCAGUCUGCCCAUUCAGUAUUCAUAGCAAACCACUAAAAAUAGAUCGAAAGUGGAACGAUGGUGAAACGGAAUCGUGUGUCGAUGUUGACACUGGUGUGUUUUGCAGCAUUCCUCUUUGAACCAAACGAAUCCUUGAUACCAAAAUGGGAUAGUGCUGCUGCCAAAAACAGAGUGCAUAUAAACAGCAACAAAAACAACGAUCGAACUGGAUCAUCGGAAUUGGGGUUGUCGUCCAUACGACCUGCUGCCUUUUUUCGGCCUCGUCGUUCUCUAGUGGCCGCAGCAGCUAGUGGCAGCGACGACAGCGAUUCAGACGAAACGACGAGUACCAAUCCAUCUCCCGUGUUUUUUGCCGACGCUGACAAUGGAAACAACGCCGAGGACGAGAAAGCUGCUCGUCUUGCAGACAUGGCAGCCGAAGCCAUAAAGGCAGCAGAAGCACAGCAUGGCGAGGAAGACACGAAAAAGGUAGAAAAAGCAACAGAAAAGUUAGAACCAGAGCUUACAACAGCCGAAAAAGAAAAGGCAGAACAAGAACGCAUAGCGGCUGAAAAAGAACGCGUAGCGAAACUGGAAGAAGAAAUUCGGAUUGCAGAGGAGGAAAGACAGAAGCAAAUAGAGGAAAUCAAAACCAAUAUUAGCGAAGCGGCCAAAGAAUCCUACGAAAAAUUCAUUGUAAGUGCCUUGCAUCCGAAYUGAUUGCAAUCGAAUUCGAAGAAUCUACUGGAACCGAGCGACAAGUGAUUUGACUUGUUUGUCGACUCUCUUCCGUUACCUCCAGCUCCCUCAUGCCACUCUGUCUUUUGUGUGUCCUGAUGUAUUUGUAUUUAAUCCGUUUCUCCCAGAAACCAUUGGGYGAGAUCAAGGAGGGUGUGUCUGCAGAUCGGAUCAAAGGGGCUGCACUGGCAGCUACUGCCGUUACGUUCAUGGCAAGCAAGGGAGUCAUUGCUUCGAGUGCUGUCGGUUUGAGUGCUGCCUAUUUGUCCAUUUCCAAGACUGUAGCCGGUGAUGUGAUGCGUACCGUUGGCGAGCUUACUUGGGACGUAACCGAGUCGGCCGCAAAUUUGGCCGAGAAAAUGGGCUUGAGUGGGCCCAAGUUUGGCGAGGUGGACAGGACGGUGGUCAACAAAUACAAAUACAAAUAUAGAAGACCUCCUAGUCAAGUGAAAUUGGAUCGCAUCGAUGAGGUUGAGCUUGCUUACAUCGAAGCCGAAGACGAUGAGGAUCUCGCAAGAGUKCUCAAGGAGGCAGAAACCGUAAUUGGUGAAGCAGAUGCUGUUAUUGCCAAGGCAGAGGCCACACAAAAAGAAAAGGAAUUGAAAACAAACCAAGACGAAGAGGAAGAUAUUGAGGAGGUGGUUGCCGAACCAGAAGAAGAUGAGGAAGAAGUGGAGGAGUUAGUUCCCGAAAUGGAAGACGAGGAGGAGGAAACUGUCGAAGACGAAGAAGACGAUAAUGAUAUAUUCUUCGACGACGAUGAAUUUAUGGCUGCUGUUGAACUAGCGCAAGAAGGAAUCGAGGGAAAGAUCGUCGGCGUAGAAGAUGUAAUUACUGAUAGUUUCGCUAAGGCUGAAUGGGAUGCUGCUGGAGAUUUGGCCAGCGAGCUCAGCGAGACCGCAAAUUCUGAUGCUGAUGUAGAGGAGGUGGAGAAAGACGAGGACGAGGACGAGGACGAGGACGACGAGGACUUCGACUUUGGAGACAUUGACGUGGAAGCGUUGGGAGAAAUGGCACGGGCAGCCGUGGAAACAUUUGAGAGCGAAGAAAAUGUUGCGUACGAGGCUGUGUUGAAUCAAAAACAAGAAUGGGCAGAUUCAAUGAUAGAAGAAGAUGAUGACGACGAUUUUGAAGACGACGACGAAGAUGGCCUUUUCCUUUCGGAAGAUAGCAUGGAAGAACUUGCAGCCGCUGCAAGAGCGGCCGUUGAUGCAGKCAACACAGACGAUAUACCGGGAGAUGAUGUUGCCCCUGACGAUCUUUUCCCAGAAUCGGUCGUGACGAAUUGGUCCUCUCUCAAAGUUGCAGAUCUGAAGAUAGAAUUAAAGAGCAGAGGUCUGAAGACAUCGGGAAAGAAAGCAGAUCUCGUGGCACGAUUGGAACAGAAUGAUCUCGAGAUGCUUGGCCAAGAUGACGAAGAGGAAGAUGACACGAUAUUAGAUGAUGACGUCGACGACGAUGAUAGUGAAGACGUCAGUGAUGACGACGACGACCUGGGGCUUGAAGAGUUUGAYAUCGAAGAAUUGGGAAGGCAAGCCCGGGCUGCAGUGGAGAUGUUCCAAACCACUGGAGGUGAUUUUGACGAAGAACCAACGGAGGAUAUGCUUGCACAGCUUGAGAGUGAAAUGGAAAUAAACGGUGAUUUUCUUGCSGAGCCAGAAGAAGAGUCCGUUGAUAUCUCAUCGAUGACGGUCGUGCAGCUGAAGGAUGAAUGUAGAAAACGGGGGUUGAAGGUUGGUGGGAAAAAAGCCGAUCUUAUUGAGAGACUGCAGGCUUCGUCGGCCGAGUAAUCGAAUAGACAUGACACGCAUUC
Messenger RNA from Pseudo-nitzschia multistriata, 2537 nucleotides. NCBI's taxonomy places the organism in Eukaryota, Bacillariophyta, Bacillariophyceae, Bacillariales, Bacillariaceae. The record is from the annotation of a GenBank genome assembly.